This is a messenger RNA of Camelus dromedarius (Arabian camel), 3817 nucleotides long. Its product is annotated as KIAA0040 ortholog. Bases 387 to 686 code for a protein of 99 amino acids. The transcript has 2 exons. The record is from RefSeq and is a predicted model, not a curated record. Lineage: Eukaryota; Metazoa; Chordata; Mammalia; Artiodactyla; Camelidae.
UCAAAAAUGCGAGGCGUCAGCCAGCGAGAGGGCAGGGAACACAGAGGGCGCCUUUCUCGCAGCCGGCGGCAGGUACGCGCGGCGCGGGGCGGUCCCCGCUGACCCUGCACCCAGGCCUGGACCGCGCAGUACUUCCAGGGGCUUCCGACGAGACAUCGGGACCUCGCCCCUGCGCCAGAUCGCUGUCUCGCCGGCAGCACCCGGCGGACCCCUGGGCGACCGCGCCUGCAGGAAGCCCUCCGGUAGACUCAAAGGUGCUAUCCGUGGCAUGCUCAAGCCCAAAGCUGGAAGAGGAAGAAGUUGCACGUGGGCAAGUCUAUGUCCUCUUGCGCCCAGGACUUGCUGCUGAGCUGAGAGGUCUCUCCGGCCCAGCCCAGCCAAGCACCAUGGAGAAAAUCAGCGCCUUCUUCAGCGCCAUCUGGGACACCAUCUCAACCAAACACCAGGAGCACCUCUUCAACAGCAUCUGUCUGGGCAUCCUGCUGGGGCUGCCCCUGCUGGUGAUCAUCGCAUUCCUCUUCAUCUGUUGCCACUGCUGCUGGAGCCGUUCGGGCAAAAGCGGCCAACAGCCAGAGCAGAACAAGGGGAAGAAGAAGAAGAAAAAGAAGAAGGCUGAAGAAGACCUCUGGAUCUCCGCCCAGCCCAAGCUUCUCCAGAUGGAAAAGAGGCCCUCACUGCCUGUCUAGUUAGGCAGGAGGCAGAGGUGUCCUCCCUUGGGGGCUCAGCUGCCUUCCAACCACACACAGGGUAGGGGGCAGAAAUCCCUGAAGUGAUGCCCUCACAUCCACAGAGGAACUACUCAACCAGGGAGCAAACCUCGGAUUGAGCAUCCUCGUGGAGGGCACUCCCGGGGAGCCUGGGGACAAGUCUUGGGUGGUGUCUCAGCCCCUCCGUGUCCAAUCGCAAUGCUCUUGACUACAGACUCAGGCAUGCCUUCCACCUAUCUCUGGCAUGUUCCAUAUGCAAAGCACAAGGAACAUCUAUCCAUAUAUCUUGACAUAUCUCCCAAAUGCACACAUGCACACCAUGCACACACCACAAAUAAACACACACACACACACACAUAUAUUCAGGCAACAUGUCCCUGGGCAAGUAUAUUCUGUUUAUCAAACGUCACUGAACGUCUACUUUAUGGAAGGCUCUAAAUGAGGCAGAACAUUAUCUGCUCUUGCAAAAACAUCUCAUAGGGAGGCCUGGCCGAUCCAGGCAUACAUACACAAUUACAGGACCAGGCAAGAAGCCUACUUGCUGUCAGUUCCAUUCAGCACUCAGGUUAGAGAUGGAUGCUUUCCUGUUCCUUUCCCUACAUAAUCUUUUACUGGAAAUCAUAUUUGGACAUUCCAGCCACCUGGUACAGUCCCCAUUCCUGUAUACACACACACCAAGUUCCUGUGCGUCUGACCUCUCCCCUGGGAGGAAAAGUUUAAAGUGUGAUGGAUCAAAAGUCAUCAAAAGCUAUGGUCCUGAAACUCAUGACAGGGUCCUGAUUACCAGUGAUGGGUGUUUAAUGUAAACACCCAUCAUUGCAAAGACCUCUCUUUGCAAUGCUAACCCCAGAACCACUCAGCAAAGCUCCCUUCUCCAAGCAAGAACAAACAGCUCCUGGCAGUGACUGCUAGAAGGCUACAGAAACCAGGGGUACUCCAUCCACUUCCGUGGACUUCACUGUGCACCUGUGCAAUGUACGUUUCACAGAUAGAAAGGAGGUGCUACCCCUGAGCCGGGGAUCUCCUGUGAGACCACAGGGAAAGAAUUAAGACAAUCCCUCCCUGGUACAGUCUCACAGAAAGCACACUGGAAACAGUUUCAGAAGGUUGUCGUGGAUGCACCGUAUGUUGCGGAUGGGAUGCAGAAGUUACAGAGUUUAAAUAAAAGUAGGAUGAAGCUAUACAGAGAUUUAUUAAUAUUUAUCUUGAAGCUCAGGCAAGUGCCUUGCACACAGUCGGUACUCUCAGCUGUCUGUGGACGCUGGUGGAUACACGAUGAUGUUAAGGGUAAACCUGUAAUACCUCACCAGUUCCCCCAGGUGACCUUCUCUCCUACGUGAGCCCACUAACUGCUGCAACGGAUGGAAGCUGGGUAUUGAGUUCCGCAGGAGGAGGGCACCUGCGGACUGAGGUCGGGCUGACAAGUGUGCUCUGAGGUCCAGGACAUGCAAACUAGGUCCACGGUGAGUUAAGGAGAAUGUCUCCCCACUGGACUGCGGUUGGGAGGUCAAAUUAAUCCACUCAUAGGAUGAACUGGUUGGUAUUUUGAUUGUCUCGUGGCCAUAUCACAAAGAUGGACAAUUCCCAACGUGGGAGCCAGUUGCGCUGUAAAAGUUUAUUUGCAAAUCUGCUGGGUAGCUCUCUUGAAAUAUUUUCCCAUGGAAGCUCUUCUAAAUGGUGGUGAAAUUGCAAUUUAAUUAAUAAUGUAGCAAAACUAUGAUAUUUAUAGAAGCAAAAACUAAAUUCUGUAAGACGGUGUUUAUGGAAAAACGUACUCUGCUCACUUGGGCUGGCUGGUGCUCACCUGCCCUCCAGGUAGGGUCCAGGUGUGGUCCUGUGGAGGGGGGGUGUCCGGGGGCAACUCCUGCACCAAGGUCUUCUGACUGGUGACCCUGUGAAUCGUAAUUCAGUCCUGCUUAUAUUUUAAAACCAGUCUCGUUCAUCCUCUCACCCUAAGUGGCCCUAAGUACCCUGGACACUCAGACCCCUCACUCAUAAACCUCUGACAGAGAGAGAAGCACCCUGCGGUGCUCUGUCCCCUUGCCACGAGGAGAGCUGUCAUGGAGCAUCGGGCUUUCCCCUGCACAUACCAGGAUGACUCAUCUCCCCUCACAACACACACAUGCCUCCCCACGUCUCCCACCGCCCACCAGGGUGAGCUGCCCUUUCUGUCUCCAAGUCUCAGCCCCCCUGAAACGGAUGACUUGAGGGAGAUGUGGGGGCUGACGGCCGAGACUGGUGUCAGAUGUGAUCUCCAAGAGCGGAUCUCCAGGAUCGGGGACCGCACAAGUACCAUGGUUGCCAUGGCAACUGGCUGCUGGUUUGAAUUAAGACAGCAGUCAGUCAUCAUUGCCCUGACAAGGCCUCCGUCUCCAGGUGCAGUGCUGCCUCCUCACUGAACGGACUUGCUGUACCUCUGGGCAUGAAACACCCAGAAACAUACUUCUCGGUUGCUUCCACAGCCAUGUUUGGAGACCCAAACCCUGGAGGAGGCUUAUCUUUUCCCCACCCAACCUCCCCUGACAACCUUCACUGGAGUACCCAGAACAGUGCCCGAAGCAUGACAGGCCCUCAAAUUGCUGUUGAAUAAGUGGGUGCAUGAAAGGAGCUCAAAGUGAUUACUGGGGUCCACUCCAAUAAAAGCAUCCCCGCUUCGUUCUCAUCUGUCCCUCCUCUGUUCCUUUCUCUUAUCCCUCCUCUCUGGGCACCACCUGGCUCCAUCCCUUUACUCCUCUACACAUUACUCCUCCUUCCCAGCCUCUGUCCCAGAACUGCCUCAGGACUGCAGCCUGCUUGGCCCACAGAGGGCCAAAAAGACGGUAAGGAAGAGGCUUCCCAAACCAUCACAGGCUUGAGGAGGAGCCCCCAGGCCCGGCACUGCUGAAUGGCUUCAGCGAGACUCAGACACCACCAAGAGGCCUUUCUCCUGAUGCUCAAAGGAUUUGCUGCGGGUUUCUGGGAGGGGAAGAUGUAGAGGAAGGGCAGUCACCUUAUCACGGAGAACAUAAAUGGUCCAAGGUGUACAGUAUUUGUCAGUAUUUUUGUCUUCUAAAAAAUUUAAACUCACCAAAAGAAAAAGUUAUUUAAAUAAAAUACUUGGAAAAUAAAAA